CAAGAAGAAGAAACCGUAGGACAGGCUCACAGAAGGAGAAACAAGGUCACAAGAAGCAGGAGAGUAGCAGAAAUGACAGAGCCAGAAAGGGUUUGGGUUCCCUCUUUCUCAUCGUCACCUAGUAAUUAUUUCGAUAGUUUUUGUCUGGGAUUUGGGUACCGGUUCUUGUGGUGUCUCCGGACACCUUCGACGGGGAAAUUCUGGCACCCAGUCGAUGCAAAUUUGGGGGAAGUAUUGCCGGAGGGUUUCUUGGAGAGGACCGGAGAAAGGGGAUUGGUGUGGCCAAGUUGGGUGCCGCAGAAGGAGAUAUUAGCUCACGAGGCGGUCGGGGGAUUCGUGAUGCAUUGCGGGUGGAACUCGACCCUGGAGAGCUUGUGGUUCGGGGUGCCGAUGCUUGGAUGGCCGCUGUAUGCGGAGCAGCACCUGAAUGCUUUUGAGAUGGAGAGGAUGCUUGGGGUGGCUGUGCAGCUCAAGGUGGACAGAAGGGGAGGGGGAUAUGUUGGGGCCAAGGAGUUGGAAAGGGGAGUUAGGUGUUUGAUGGGGGACUCUGAGGACGGGAAGAAAGUGAGGGCGAAGGCUGAAGAGAUCAGACUGGCAAUCAAGAAUGCCAUAGGGAAAGAUGGGUCGUCGUAUAAUUAUUUGGAGCAACUAGCUGAGGACAUGAGCAAAGGAGGGGCUUCAAACAAAUAUUAA
Messenger RNA from Phoenix dactylifera (date palm), 693 nucleotides. The record is from RefSeq and is a predicted model, not a curated record. NCBI's taxonomy places the organism in Eukaryota, Viridiplantae, Streptophyta, Magnoliopsida, Arecales, Arecaceae.